Mustela erminea (ermine) is the source of this 7421-nucleotide messenger RNA. It is a transcript of the gene SHPRH, whose product is annotated as SNF2 histone linker PHD RING helicase. The coding region runs from base 262 to 4779 and encodes 1505 amino acids. The transcript has 26 exons. Lineage: Eukaryota; Metazoa; Chordata; Mammalia; Carnivora; Mustelidae. Gene Ontology annotation, biological process: DNA damage response; protein polyubiquitination; nucleosome assembly. Gene Ontology annotation, molecular function: ubiquitin protein ligase activity; ATP binding; ATP-dependent chromatin remodeler activity. The record is from RefSeq and is a predicted model, not a curated record. Gene Ontology annotation, cellular component: nucleosome; nucleus.
CGACGUGCGCGUUCAUCUUGACCCCACGCUCCAGCGCGCACCCGGCGGCUGGGAGCUGUGGUUUCUGGGCCCCCCGGGAACCCCAACACAAACCAGCGUAAAGCGCGCGUGCCCAUUUGAGGCGGGUGUUCGGAGGGUGGCGAAUGCGCGCCCGGGACCUGCGGGGACUUUAGAAGAGCCCCGGAGCUUGGGGCAUAAAGGCUCAAGAAGCUUGGCGAACCAGCCUAGAGUUCAUAUUUACCAACCAAAAAAUACUUGAAAAUGAGUAGCCGGCGGAAACGUGCUCCUCCAGUGAGAGUUGAUGAGGAAAAGCAGCAGCAGCUUCAUUGGAAUAUGCAUGAAGACAGAAGGAAUGAACCUCUCACGCUAACUGAUGAUGAGCACCCCUCAUCGGGUUCAGAUUUCUCUUCUGCUCACUGUAUCAUCCUAGAUGAUAGUCUAAAGGAAGAAGUGGCUCACCAAGAUAAGAAGAGGUGUUCCGAGGCAGUGAGCAUCUCAAAAUCGAAGGAUAAAGAAGAAACUGGUGGCAUUUUUUCUCCUUUAUCUGCAAAGCUGAAUAUCGUGAUUUCUCCCUAUCACUUCGACAAUUCUUGGAAGGCAUUUCUGGGAGAAUUAACUCUUCAGCUUCUUCCUGAACAGAGUUUAAUUGAACAUUUUUCUGAAAGGAGUUUUACACUGAUGAGUUCAGAGUCAAGCAGUCAUUUCCUGAUCUAUGUUAAUUCAGAAUGUGAAGAUGUAGAGAAACAAGAAAAAGGACUCAGUGAGCCAAUUAGUAUUUGUGACAAGGGUAUUAGAGUGGAAUCAUCCUUCAGUGGUGAAAUGUUAGAAGAUUUGGGGUGGCUACAAAAGAAAAGAAGAAUAAAACUUUACCAAAAACCAGAAGGAAAUCACAUGAUCAAGGUUGGAAUUUAUCUUUUGGAAGGUGGCCUAGCGAAACUAGACUUUUUGAGUGAUGCCAAUUCAAGAAUGAAGAAGUUCAAUCAACUCAUGAAAAGAGUGAUGGAAAAGUUACACAAUUUUGUUAUUCCAGAUGUGUUGGAAGAGGAUGAGGAUGAUUCAGAGAGUGAGCCAGAAGGACAGGAUAUUGAUGAGCUCUAUCAGUUUGUGAAGCAAACACAUCAGCAAGAAGCACAGUCCAUCCAAGUGGAUGUCCAGCAUCCUGCAUUGAUUCCUGUGUUGAGACCAUACCAGAGAGAGGCUGUCAAUUGGAUGCUACGACAAGAGCGUUUCAGAAGCCCUCCUACUAGUGAAAAUGCCCUGCACUUCUUAUGGCGUGAGAUUGUUACAUCUGAGGGUUUGAAACUCUACUAUAAUCCAUAUACAGGCUGCAUCAUCCGUGAUUACCCAAAUGCUGGGCCACAGUUGCUUGGUGGCAUCUUAGCAGAUGAGAUGGGUCUUGGAAAGACAGUGGAGGUUUUGGCUCUGAUUCUGACACAUACUCGACAGGAUGUCAAACAAGAUGCUCUCACUCUUCCCGAGGGAAAAGUGGUGAAUUAUUUCAUUCCAUCACAUUAUUCUGGAGGAAAAGUAAAAAACACAGAAACCCAGAAUAUGGAAUUUGAACCAAAAGAAAAAGUUCAGUGCCCACCUACACGUGUGAUGAUCCUGACAGCUGUGAAAGAAAUGAAUGGAAAGAAAGGAGUUUCCAUCCUUUCCAUCUAUAAGUAUGUCAGUUCUAUAUAUAGAUACGAUGUUCAGCGGAACAGGAGUCUUCUGAAACGGAUGCUGAAAUGUUUAAUUUUUGAAGGUCUUGUGAAACAGAUCAAAGGCCAUGGUUUUUCUGGAACUUUUACAUUGGGGAAGAAUUACAAGGAAGAGGAUAUAUGUGAUAAAACAAAAAAACAGGCGGUAGGGAGUCCAAGGAAAAUUCAGAAAGAAUCCAGAAAAUCAGGGAACAAAGACACAGAUUCUGAAUACUUACCAUCAAACACAUCUGAUGAUGAUGAUGAUCCUUACUAUUAUUACUAUAAGGCUCGGAAAAAUCGUAGUAAAUUCAGGAAAAAGCCUGUUCCAUCCACAAAAAAGGGAAAAGAUCAGCCUAACAUCAGUCUCAGUUCACAAGAUCAGUGUCCAGCUACCAGUGACUCUGGAAUUACUGAUGUUACCACAUCUAAAAGUACAUGUAUCUUUGAAGGAAAGCAAGAACAUGCAGCAGGAGACCAAGCUGAAUCACCUGCUGAUGGUGAUAUGCCACAGUCUACUGUGAUGAGUCCCUGUAAUUCCUCUGAUUAUCGCUUUGAGUGCAUAUGUGGUGAACUUGACCAAGUAGACCGUAAACCUCGUGUUCAGUGCCUGAAGUGCCACCUAUGGCAACAUGCAAAAUGUGUGAAUUAUGAAGAGAAGAAUUUGAAGAUUAAACCUUUUUACUGCCCCCACUGCCUUGUUGCGAUGGAGCCAGUAUCAACAAGAGCAACUUUGAUCAUCUCGCCCAGUUCCAUCUGUCAUCAGUGGGUGGAUGAAAUCAACAGGCAUGUGAGGUCAUCAUCUCUUCGAGUCUUGGUAUACCAAGGAGUGAAGAAAGACGGUUUUUUACAACCUCAUUUUUUGGCUGAACAGGAUAUAGUUAUCAUUACCUACGAUGUCCUUCGUUCAGAACUAAACUAUGUAGAUAUCCCACACAGCAACAGUGAGGAUGGGCGUCGCCUACGGAACCAGAAGCGCUAUAUGGCCAUUCCCAGCCCCCUUGUAGCUGUGGAGUGGUGGAGGAUCUGCCUUGAUGAAGCCCAGAUGGUUGAAUGCCCUGCUGUAAAAGCAGCAGAAAUGGCUCAGCGCUUGAGUGGGAUUAAUCGCUGGUGCAUCAGUGGCACUCCAGUGCAGAGAGGAUUAGAGGAUCUUUUUGGGUUGGUGGUCUUUCUUGGUAUUGAACCUUACUGUGUCAAACACUGGUGGGUUCGACUUCUUUAUCGCCCUUACUGCAAGAAGAAUCCUCAGCUCCUCUACAGCUUUAUUGCCGAGAUACUCUGGAGGUCUGCAAAGAAAGAUGUGAUUGACCAAAUCCAGAUACCUCCUCAGACAGAAGAAAUCCACUGGCUUCACUUUUCUCCAGUGGAAAGGCAUUUCUAUCACCGUCAGCAUGAAGUAUGCUGCCAGGAUGCUGUAGUAAAACUCAGGAAGAUUUCUGACUGGGCACUGAAGCUCAGUAGCCUGGACCGAAGGACGGUUACCUCUAUCCUAUAUCCACUGCUGAGGCUCAGGCAGGCCUGCUGCCACCCACAGGCGGUUCGUGGGGAAUUCUUGCCACUCCAAAAAAGCACUAUGACAAUGGAAGAGCUGCUGACAUCUCUGCAGAAGAAAUGUGGAACUGAAUGUGAAGAAGCACAUCGGCAGCUAGUUUGUGCUCUCAAUGGCUUAGCAGGCAUCCACAUCAUUAAAGGUGAGUAUGCCUUGGCAGCAGAGCUGUACAGAGAAGUGUUGCGUUCAUCUGAGGAACACAAAGGAAAACUCAAAACGGAUUCACUUCAGAGACUUCAUGCUACCCAUAACUUGAUGGAACUGUUGGUAGCCAAACACCCAGGAAUACCUCCUACCUUACGAGAUGGCAGACUUGAGGAAGAGGCCAAACAGCUGCGAGAGCAUUAUAUGAGCAAGUGUAACACAGAAGUGGCUGAAGCCCAGCAGGCUCUGCAGCCCGUGCAGCAGACCAUACGGGAGCUCCAGAGGAAGAUUUAUUCUAAUUCUCCUUGGUGGCUGAAUGUGAUCCACAGAGCAAUAGAAUUUGCUAUUGAUGAGGAACUUGUUCAGCGAGUGCGAAAUGAAAUAACGAGCAACUACAAGCAACAAAUUGACAAGCUUUCUAUGUCAGAGAAGUUCCAUGACUGCAGAGGUCUUCAGUUCUUACUUACAACACAAAUGGAGGAGCUAAAUAAAUUCCAGAAGCUAGUAAGAGAAGCUGUAAAAAACCUGGAGGGGCCUCCAUCUCGUAAUGUUAUUGAAUCAGCAACAAUCUGCCACCUCCGACCAACAAGACUUCCUCUCAACUGCUGUGUCUUUUGUAAGGCUGAUGAAUUGUUCACAGAGUAUGAAUCAAAGCUGUUUUCCCACACUGUCAAAGGCCAGACUGCAAUAUUUGAGGAGAUGAUAGAAGAUGAAGAAGGGCUGGUGGAUGAUCGAAUACCCACCACUAGCCGGGGUCUGUGGGCAGUAAGUGAGACAGAGCGAUCUAUGAAAGCAUUGCUGUCAUUUGCAAAGUCACACAGAUUUGAUGUUGAAUUUAUUGAUGAAGGAAGUACUUCAAUGGACCUUUUUGAAGCAUGGAAGAAAGAAUAUAAGUUGCUUCAUGAGUAUUGGAUGGCUCUGAGGAAUCGUGUAUCUGCUAUUGAUGAACUUGCAAUGGCUACAGAACGAUUAAGAGUACGUCAUCCUAAGGAGCCAAAGCCUAAUCCACCUGUUCUUCAUAUCAUUGAACCACAUGAGGUAGAACAAAAUCGCAUAAAACUACUAAAUGAUAAAGCUGUUGCUACUUCACAGCUUCAGAAAAAGCUUGGGCAGCUUCUUUACCUAACAAACUUGGAGAAGUCUCAAGAUAAAACAUCAGGAGGCAUUAAUCCAGAACCUUGUCCAAUCUGUGCUCGGCAGCUGGGAAAACAGUGGGCAGUACUGACCUGUGGACACUGUUUCUGUAACGAGUGCAUUUCAAUUAUUAUUGAGCAGUACAGCGUGGGGUCUCAUAGAAGCUCCAUUAAGUGUGCCAUCUGCCGCCAGACCACAUCUCACAAAGAAAUCUCGUAUGUCUUCACCUCCGAGAAAGCCAACCAGGAAGAAGAUAUCCCUGUGAAGUGAAACAUCUGGAUGGAAAAGAACUGAUUCCAAAAUUGAGACUGGGCCUAAAAUAAUUGGGUGAAUAUAAUCCAUAAGCUUUAUUUAUUUGAGUAUACUUAAGUAUAUCUAAAUAUUUUUAUAUAAAAUACUUGUAUAUGGACAUUAACUGGUAAUUUUAGAAUGUAAUUGUUUUUGUUAGAAAAAUGGCAUGAGUAAGUAUAAUUAUAAUCACAAAAAAACAUUUUCUGUUCAUUGGCCAAGUUAGUAAUUCUGAACUGUUGGGGCUCAGAAUUACAACUCAAUUACAAAUUCAGAGUCUGGAUUUAAGUUAGCAAUAGCUUACAAAAAAUCAGACACACAAUAGAGAGUUUAAGAUGUAAAUUAUCUUUAUGAAGUUACCAUUCUGAAAAACGUACACUUUGCUGGGUAUAAACUCCAUUAAUGUGGAAAGGACAUUGUUCGUGAAGUGGGGACUUCGGUUUAUUCACUACUAUAUCCCCAGCAUCUAGAAAAAUACCUGGUAAGUAACAGGUCCUCAGUAAGUAUAAAUGGUUGGAUGGAUGGAAGGAUGGACGGACGGAUGAACCAGAUAAGCAGUUGAUUACUCUUUUUACAUAUAAUAUCUCUAAAAGCCUUUGGGUACAAAUAAAAUUUUUGACUUUUUUCUAGUUGUUAACCUGUCUCUUUAAAAUCAUUAUGCAAAGUGUUUAAAGAGACAGAAUGAUAUUUUCAUGGCCUAGUGCACUUGUAAGAUUUCCCACUGCAUGGGUGGCAUUUCCAUUGAACUUCAUUCAAGUAGCACGUGAAUGCUUGAAGAAUCCGGCCCUUGCCCCAGGCAUAUGCUUGAGAAGUGAUCCUACUUCAUGAAACCAGUCAUGCAAGCUCUAAAACUGCACUAAAUUGUAUCUGUCACUACUGACAUGGGUUUUUAGCAUGGUGAACAGGUGCAGACAGAAAUAAAACAAUGUUAACUGAUCUUACUCUGCAGAAACUACUAUGGAUAGCACAGGCUCAUUCAAAGAGUAAGAUGUCUUUCAAAAAGAAGUGUCCAGAAUAAAAGUAACAAAAGUCAGGUAACACCAAAACAGAAACAACUUUAUACUGAACUUUCGAGUUAUUUGCAAGUUAUAAGCCCACAGUGAAAACCUAGAGAAAAAAAUCUGUUAUCUGUCACCGUGUUAAAAUCCAGUUGGUCAUGUUACUGGUUAGAGGACAUAGUUCCCUUUUUGAGGGGGGAGGGGGAUUAAGUUGUUUAAAUUUGUCUUCUUUAAAGUGAUGUUUUUCAGUCAGAUGAAAUCUUCCCAAAAAUCUCUAAUCUCAACUCCUUUGUAGUAUGUUUUAAUGACUGCAAAACUCAACCCAUGUAAUAACUGGAAGACUAAAAUAAAACCUGUGCUGUGUUUCAAAUGGGAUUGCCUUACCUCUCACAAAGCUGAAACUCCUUAGCUAUGGCAGGUGCCACUGGUUAGGCAUCCAUAUGACCCUAGAGCAAGAGGAGGCGCUGCGGGACCAGCAGCACCCAGCUCUCAAGCCCUGACAGAUUCAGAGGGCUGGUGUGCCUGUGAGGUGACAACUUUAAGUUAUAGGCCUCCCUCCCAUCCCCUUGGAUCUCUUGUCCAUCUGUAAGAAAUAAGGGAAGACAAAAAGUUUAUUUAUUUUUUAGUGGUAAUAAUUUACACAAAAGAAAAAUAAAUUCAGAAUAAAAUGGAAUGCAGUUGUCCUUCAUUCUACCUUAUUUGCCUUGCCACUAUGAUCAGUUUCUGGUUUUAGUUCUAAAGAUCACCUGUAUGACUUUCAAUAAAACACAUAGGUUUUGUUUCUUAAAACACUAGGACACACCGGAUCUGCUGUCUCCUCACUUCAGAAUAUGAGGAAAUUAGUGCAUCUGUUCCUCUUUCAGUUUUUUGUCUCUCUUCUACAUCCUAAUUUUUGUUAUAGUAUCAUAUGGUAUCAUUUUUAUAUUAUGAUGUUCAAUAGCUUUCACAUUUUAUUACUUAAUUAUCAGUAUGUCUUCCAUAUCUACAGGGAGUCAGUAAAAUAGUGAACAAUAUUAUACACUGUAGAACCAUGCAGAGUGAUUGAAGUCAUGUAGAAAGGAAUAUGAUUCUAAUCUUGUGGAUUUAAACUUUGUUUUUGAAGAAAAACCUUCCAAGCACUCCCAUCUAAUGGAACUUCUGACGUUUUUCUGGAAAGCUUUCUUGAUGUCUGUGUCAACUUUACCUGGUACUAAGAUCCCUGUAAUGCUCAUUGUAGUAUUUUUUUUCACUGUGCUGUACACUUAAAGAAAUUUUAUCAUGAUGAGUGUGUGAAUGGCAAAUUCCAGAAAAUUACUUCAUUUUGCUUUCACUUUUGAGUGGUAAGUGACUGACAACCUCCUUUAAUGUAAGCCAUGAUUUGAUAUGUUUCACAUACUAGUGUGUAUGUAUUUAACAUAUAUGGAAUAUUUGUGUGUAAGGUCUCUAAAUAUAUGUAUAUUGACAUAAAGUAGUUGCCAAAUAAUAUUCUCUAACAUUUGGUGAAAAAUAAGACUGCGUUCAUCAUCUUCACUGUUCGACUUUCUUCUAAUGUUCUUCAAGACCCAGCAGCCACUUUAGCCGUUAAUUCUGCCAGUGGAGCAAAGCCAUAACCAUGCGAAUCCGUAGAUACUACAGCGAAAAAGUAAG